Molecule: messenger RNA, 3349 nt
Organism: Aedes aegypti (yellow fever mosquito)
Lineage: Eukaryota; Metazoa; Arthropoda; Insecta; Diptera; Culicidae
Gene: Tmep
Product: transmembrane protein 184B
Exons: 10
Coding region: 736-2166 (476 amino acids)
Biological process (GO): transport
Molecular function (GO): transporter activity
Source: RefSeq, a predicted model, not a curated record
UUUGACGGUUCGCAUCAUCCAUUCGAGUACGGGACGUCGUCAUCGUUGCAUCCUUUGUGUCUGUAGUGCGUGGUUUCGUCGAUUGCGAAUAAGAGUUUUCCUUCAUUUUCCCACAGGAUAUUUGUCUCCAGAUGGUGUAAUAAUUCGCGGGUUCCUUAGCUGAAGUUCGUCCGUCCCAAUUAGUUGAACUUGCAUCACAUAUUGCCUACCAUCAACCGCACACGCAAAGAGAAAAGUGAAAAGCCAGUAGAUUUUUAUUCCCACCAUUGCAUUUGAUGGCCGGGCGCCGAAUCUCGCAAUCACGUUAUGUGCUGUGUCCCGUCUGAAAAGCUCCAGCUCGUUAUCGCAUUACACAGUUUGCGGUGAUCUUGUUUUUCCACGGCGACGACGACGACUGUUUGUGUGAUCUUUUUGUAUUUCUUUAGUUUUCAGGUUUUGUAGCAGUGGAAACUGGUGCAGAAGAAGCAGUAGUCGAAGAAGUGAAAGUGUGUUACUGAGAGAUUAUUCCAAAGGGGUGCCGCUGGGAAAGUGCGUUCUAAAUGUAGGUUACAACAAGUGCAAGUGUCAAAGAAAAUCCCAGGAGCAGAAAGGGAAAGCUUUCAAUAAUCAAGCUUCGUGGGUUGGCUGUGGAGUGAAUUACGGUGAAGCGGAUCAAACACUUUCCGGAUCCGUACUGUACUGUCGUUCCGGUUGCUUAACGGUGGCGAAGAAGUGCAAUACGAGAAAGGCCGCAUCAUGAGCAGUACGGAACAUCCUCCGGGGGAUCUGAUCAAUGGCAGUACGAUCAACCCGAAGCCGACCAUUAUCGUGCAUUCUACGGGGGCAGCUGCGGCACUGGGAAUCGAUCCACUGAUCAGUCACGUUGGUGACGGUAUCUUUCUGCAGACCAAGACCGCCCAGGGAUUGGCCGGUAUUUUCGUGUGGAUCGCUUUGUUCAUCACGUGUCAACAGAUCUACCAGCACUUACGGUGGUACACAAACCCCCAGGAACAGCGAUGGAUCGUUCGGAUAUUGUUCAUUGUCCCCAUCUAUGCCACCUACUCGUGGAUUAGUUUACUAUUCUUCAACUCGGAAAGUGUCUACGUAUACUUCUUCACCGUGCGAGAUUGCUACGAAGCGUUCGUCAUCUACAACUUCCUGUCGUUGUGCUACGAAUACCUUGGCGGUGAGGGCAACAUCAUGUCCGAAAUCCGUGGCAAGCCCAUCAAAUCGUCCUGCCUCUAUGGGACGUGCUGUCUCGCCGGAAAGACGUACACCAUUGGGUUCUUGCGGUUCUGCAAACAGGCUACCCUGCAGUUCUGUCUGGUGAAACCGUUGAUGGCGUUUAUUAUCAUCUUUCUGCAAGCAUUCGGGCAUUAUCACGAUGGUGAUUGGAGUGCUGAUGGUGGCUACAUUUACAUCACCGUCAUCUACAACAUCUCGGUUUCGUUGGCCCUGUACGGACUGUACCUGUUCUACUUUGCCACCCGGGACCUGCUGACGCCGUUCGAUCCGGUGCUCAAGUUUUGCACGGUGAAAUCGGUUAUUUUCCUCUCGUUCUGGCAGGGCGUCGGGCUGGCCAUCCUGGAAAAGGCUGAAGUAAUCUCACCAAUCGUGGACGCUGGCGGUUCAACCACAUCGGCUGGUACGGUGUCCGCCGGUUAUCAAAACUUUUUCAUCUGUAUCGAAAUGCUGUUCGCUGCUAUUGCCCUGCGGUAUGCGUUCCCGUAUCAGGUGUACGCCCAAAGCUGCAUGACUGACGCGCACGGUAGAUCCGUGACGAUGCAAUCAAUAUCCAGCAGUUUAAAGGAAACGAUGAACCCGAAGGAUAUUAUGACGGACGCGAUACAUAACUUCCAUCCGCAGUACCAGCAGUAUACGCAGUACAGCUCAGGUGGCAAAAACUCACGCGGAAUACGGGUGUCGUCCUACGAUCCGGAUGAUCCGAGUCAUCAGUUAACGCAGGGUGGCGGAAAUGGCGGAUCGGGUGGUACCAACCAAGGAAGCGGAAGUAGAAGCAGCGGAAAUUACAGUACAGGCCAUAGUAACUACAUUGCACCGCCGACGUUGGGAAGUCAGCGGAAAUUUAUGCCGGGUGGUGGAGGUGGCUCUCAAAAGGUAGCAACCAUCAGCCAAAAUUAUAAUGAGAAAACGAUGCUGCUAAGUAGCGACGAUGAGUACCAGUAAAUAGAGAGCGUUUCCUAGACAAGUGUUUCCGUUCCCUUGCCAUUCCUUUGGGGUUGGUAGAGGAGAUUUUUUUCGGUUGAAUUAACCCUGGUGUAUAUGAAAAAAAUCAUGUUUAUCUAAUUUUGUGUAAAUGUUGUAGUUUUUUAAUGACAAAAACGCUUUCAUUCAAAGCCGAACUUAAAGUUUAGGGUAUUCAAACUAUUGCAAAUCAGACGAACAUAAGUGACAAUGAGCAGGCAGAGUAGUUAUUUAUAUAUGAAAAACAUAAAUGAUCAAUGACAGCGUGUGCAAAAAUGGUAAACGAUAAAACGUUGCUAUUGAAGUACACACAAUUGCAGGUAAUUUUAAAAUAUUGAAAAUUAUGAAAAUACAAAUCAAGUACUCACUAAAGGAAUGGUCCGGUUUAACGUUUAUAAUGACGUGAAUCAAACUAUAUUGUAUUUUUGUGUAUCAUAUUCAAUUAAAAAGGGGACUGUUCUCAACCGAAAUAAUAUACACAAGUAAAACUGAAAAUUGUACAAUACAACAUUGUUGUAUUGUAAAUCAGCAAACUUAAUCAGAUUUAGUAGUACACAGGAUGAAAGCUUUUUUAUUUCAAAACAAUAAGAAAAAGUGCUAAUUAUAGCUAAACAGUACAAUAUUCCUGCCAUUUUCAGACACCCAAUAGAAAAACGGCAUAGAACGACCAUGCACUGAAACUGAUAUAGAAAAUUUAUAGGAAUCAUGUUUGUUAUAUUUUCAAUAAAUCCCCAGAAAACGGUAAGAUUGGAUUAUAAGUUAAUCAGCAAUUUAUAGCAUUGAUAAGCUUCUAAUUUUACUUCUAUUAUUCGUCUGUUAUGUUAAUUUCCAAAGGUCACCCAAACUAAUAUUUUUGUUAAAUCUUCCCAUAAUUCCAAAUCGUGAAAGUCGAGUACUAUAUGCAUACAAUUAUUGUGCCAUCGAAGUCGAAGUACCAGCAAGUCUAACGUUAAGGAGUAAGCUUCCUGUUCAGGUGGCGUGUAUCACUUACUCGGUGUAUUUAAACAAAGCACUAGGCACACUGGUGUGUAAAGUUCUGUUUAACUAAAUAUAAAUUAGUAUGAUGACCUACGUCGGAUCCCUUCGAUGCUGUGGCAUUGUGUGUAAAAAAAGCAGAAAGCAAAUCAUUAUAUAGAAAAUCCUGCUUUUAGGGAGCCAGAAAAAA